AUGGGCGCCAAGCAGAGCGGUCCGGCCGCUGCUAACGGCCGCACCCGGGCGUACUCGGGCUCAGAUUUACCUUCCAGCAGCGGCGGAGGGGCCAACGGGACCGCGGGCGGCGGCGGCGGCGGGGCGCGGGCCUCGGCCGCGGGGAGGUUUCCGGCUCAGGUGCCCGGCGCGCACCAGCCCAGCGCCUCGGGCGGCGCCGCGGCGGCCUCGGCGGCCCCGCGCAGCCGCUCCCUCGGCGGGGCCGUGGGGACCGUGGCGUCGGGGGCCCGCGCGGCGCAGUCCUCCUUCAACAUCCCCAACAGCAGCAGCGGCCCGUACGGCUCGCAGGACUCCGUCCACAGCAGCCCCGAGGACGGCGGCGGCGGCAGGGACCGGCCGGCGGGCGGGGGCCCGGGCGGGCCGCGCCUGGUGAUCGGCUCCUUACCAGCUCACCUCUCGCCGCACUUGUUUGGAGGUUUUAAGUGCCCUGUGUGCUCAAAAUUUGUACCCUCGGAUGAAAUGGACUUGCAUCUUGUGAUGUGUUUAACAAAGCCAAGAAUAACCUAUAAUGAGGAUGUACUGAGUAAAGAUGCUGGGGAAUGUGCAAUAUGCCUAGAAGAAUUGCAGCAGGGAGAUACUAUAGCACGACUGCCUUGUCUAUGCAUAUAUCAUAAAGGCUGCAUAGAUGAAUGGUUUGAAGUAAAUAGAUCUUGCCCUGAGCACCCUUCAGAUUAAGCAUCAACUUCCUACUUUAUAGAUUUUCUUGACUUUUCAAGAUGCUUGAAAAACCUAGAGCUUAUGAAGAUCUGUCUCUGGAGAAACAACAGAAAUGCAGGCAUACUCAGUCAGAAAUCUGAGUUCUGGGAAACUCGGUAAUGCAGAGAUGGACAAUCACACACAGGGGAAAGUAAUUCUGCUGAAGAGAGGACAGUAACCACAGAACUCAGUGUACCAAACAUGCAUAUAAAGGACACACAGGGAUUUUGAAAAUGCUGCACAUCCCUUAUUUUAGUCAUCUACGUAGGUAAUACUGAUAAACAUUUUGUAUUCAGACGCCAAAGUUAACUGAUUUAAAAGUUGAUUUACUUUUUAUUAAGUUCUCUAGAGUUGCGCAACUGGUUGUGUUUUGAUUUGUUUUUUAGUUUGGGGUCUCUUUAUUUUCCCCAACAUGAUGUUUCUGCAUUCAUCUAUGCUUAAUUAAACUGAAGACCAUAUAACGUCUUAUAAAGUCCUAAAUGUGAAACCAAGAAAUGUAAUCAAGCAGUAAAACAUUCUCUGAAUGUAGACCAUGACCCAAGUUCUUCUAUUUUUCCCCCAGAAUGGAAAAGACUUAUACAUUGGAAAGCUAAAAUGUGUUAAUAUUUUAUAAUUAAAGGCAUACUAUUAUCAGAAUGCAGUCCAAAGAGUAAAUCAAGUUUUACAGAAUUACACUUUAAUUAAAUAUGAAAUUGUCUACUGAAUUGCAGUUUAUAAAAUAUCUCGUCUCAUCUUAAAUAAAGUUGCUCAACAGUUAAUUAGUAAUGAAUCAUCUUGUAGCUAUGCAACUUUUUAAAAAAUAUGAAUUACCAAUUUUAAGUGCUGCCAGCUACAAUAACUUUAUUUUAACGGGUAUUUUUGUUUGUUCCUUUCAUAUAAUUAUUUUAUUGUGCUUUGCAUCUCCAGGCAGUUUUCCCAUAUUUGGGUAAAAUGUUUAUUAGCAGGUUGUAAACUGAAUAACUUAUGAAAAGGGUGAAAUAAAAUUUUCUUGAGUGGAACUUGGAAUAAUUUGAGGACUUUUAUAUACUUUUAAAAAUCAGCAUUUAGUUGGGAUGCUAGAUUUAUAGUAAUUCGCAUCUUUAGUUUUCCAGAUAAUCUGGAGAUUAGUGUUUGAUAAAUGAUUUUUUAAAGCAAAUAUGAAGAUUUUGUUAAUUUAUAAUUUAUUAAUGUGUUAUUACUGUAAUUGAAAAUGUUAUAGAGACUUUGGAAUUCAGUCUUGUGUGAAAAGAAAUGUAUUAAGCAAAACUAUGUGAAUAAAUAUUCCCACAAACUACA
Molecule: messenger RNA, 2010 nt
Organism: Talpa occidentalis (Iberian mole)
Lineage: Eukaryota; Metazoa; Chordata; Mammalia; Eulipotyphla; Talpidae
Gene: ZNRF2
Product: zinc and ring finger 2
Source: RefSeq, a predicted model, not a curated record